AUGGCGCCUCCUCAACAUCAGAACUACGGAAAGGCAGACGUUAUCGUCGUUGGAGCCGGCUUCUCGGGUCUAGCAGCUGCGACGAGGCUGGUUUCUGCAGGAAAGUCGGUCAUCGUCCUCGAGGCUCGCGAUCGUGUCGGCGGCAAGGUCUAUGACAAAAAGGCCGCCAACGGAGCUCUGUUCGAGCUCGGGGCCGCCUACAUUGGUCCUUGUCAAGACCGAAUUCUGGCACUUGCAGCAGAACUUGGUAUCGGCACACAUCUAAACUACAGCGUCGGCCAGAGUGUCUAUUACAAUGCGGGAUCACGGGUGACCUACGACGCAGGUAACCUGCCCAUCGGCGCCGACGGUCUACAACAGCUGGGUGAGGCGGUUCAGGCCAUAGAUUCCAUGGCACUAAAGGUCGACGCGCGUGAACCCUGGAGUCACCACGAAGCUCGGUCCUGGGACUCGGUGACGCUGGCCUCGUGGAUCCAAUCCCGCAUCACGGACGCCAAUGCGUACAAGGUGUUCCAGGCGUCGAUCAGAGCCUUGAUGUCCGCAGAGCCCGAAGAUCUUUCCCUGUUACAAUUCGUCACGUAUGUCGGCCGGGCGGGCAACGAAAGGAACCCAGGAAACCUGGCCAGGUUGAUGGGAACCACGGACGGUGCACAAGAGCGUCGCCUGGUCGGCGGAACUCAGUUGAUCGCCCUUCGCCUGGCCGAGAAGUUGGGCAACCAAGUCAUCAAGCUGCGUUCCCCCGUCACCCGAAUCGACCUGCAAGACGGUGUUUACGAUGUCAGUGGUGCCAAUUUCCAUGCGCGGUCAACCAGCGUCGUCAUGGCCCUCGCUCCUCCCCUGGCGACGCGAAUCACCUACAGCCCUCCUCUACCCGCAGGUCGGGACCAGAUGAGUCAGCGUAUGCCCAUGGGGUCCCUGGGCAAGGCGAUCGCCACCUACGACCGACCCUUUUGGCGGGACGAAGGUCUCAAUGGCCACGCGGUGGGCAUCAACGGGUGUACGGUCCAGACGACCUUUGACGCCUCUCCCAACGACGGAACUUCCGGAGCGAUCAUUGGCUUUUUGGAGGCGAACGUGAUGCGGCGGCUCGACUCUGCCAGCGAAGAGGAUAUUCAAAAACUCGUCGUCGAGGACUUUGUCAACUUUUUCGGCCCCAAGGCGAGAAACGUCAAGGAAUGGAUCAUUUUCAGAUGGGACCUCGAGGAGUAUUCCAGGGGAGGUCACUUCGCCAUAUGCCCUCCGAAUGUCAUGACUCAGUUCGGCAAGACUAUUCGAGAGCGGGUGGGCAACUUGUAUUUCGCUGGAACCGAAGCGUCCCCUUACUGGGCUGGUUUCAUGGAGGGUGCUAUCCGAGCUGGAGAGAGUGCUGCUGACCAGAUUUGCCAAGCGGACCCAGAGACGACGACCACCUCGUCGAAGCUGUAG
Messenger RNA from Exophiala oligosperma, 1425 nucleotides. RefSeq lists its product as uncharacterized. The transcript has a single exon. Gene Ontology annotation, molecular function: oxidoreductase activity. Bases 1 to 1425 code for a protein of 474 amino acids. The record is from RefSeq and is a predicted model, not a curated record. Lineage: Eukaryota; Fungi; Ascomycota; Eurotiomycetes; Chaetothyriales; Herpotrichiellaceae.